AUGGAUGCCAACAAAGCUUCCCAACCCGCUGAAAAGGUAACUGCCCUGACAAAGCCACAGAGCGUUUCGUUGUGCCCGCGGAUUGCUAAUUUCUUACCGUGCGUGCUCACACAGGCCGCAAACUCGUUCGACCUGGGCAAAUUCAAGUUUGACAAAGGGAAAGGCAAAGGCGUACAGGACGACAAAGUCAUCGAGGCUCGUACAAAGCUGGCUAGAGCGAUGGCGGAACGAUUGGUGAACGGGGGCAGUUUGCGACAGAUCGGGUUCCAGAACAAUAUGACGGGGGACCAGGCAGGGCGGUUGAUUGCCGAACUUGCUCUUCAGGCCUCGAAGAAGAAGACGGAGGAUAGUCCAAAGGCGUGA
Messenger RNA from Fonsecaea monophora, 363 nucleotides. RefSeq lists its product as hypothetical. The record is from RefSeq and is a predicted model, not a curated record. The coding region runs from base 1 to 363 and encodes 120 amino acids. The transcript has a single exon. Lineage: Eukaryota; Fungi; Ascomycota; Eurotiomycetes; Chaetothyriales; Herpotrichiellaceae.